UAUUAACAGUAAAUGAACAAGUAGAUUAAUAAUUCAUUUUAUACCACUUGUCCUUAAUAAUGUUGACAAAAUAAUAGAAUGGAAAAUGCCACAAUAUGUUACUGCAUAUGUUAGCAGCUAAGUUAGGAGCCUUUGUUUGUUUACUUACUAAUAAAAGACAAGUUAUCUUGUAUGUUUACUAUUUUAUUUAAGGACAAAAUUGCAAUAAGAAACAUAUGUAAGAUUUUUUUGUUAAAAUAAAGCCAAUAAUUAAAUUUUUUGUUGUCCCCUUUAUUUAGAAUAGUACCGAAAAGUGCCGAAAUACUUUUGGCACCGGUACUGGUACCAAAAUAUUGGUAUCGGGACAACACUAAUACACACACACACACCGAGCACCCACUGGCAGAAAUGUAGAUCGGCACCUAUGGUUUGAAUGACACCAAUAAAGCCCUUUGUGAGUUUGUGCGUUUCAGGUUUGCUCCACUUCAGGUCCCUACUCUCUUCCGUCAAAUGUUCUGACGGUAAGACAAGUUUUAUUUGUGUUGUUGUGUCAUUUUGUGUGUCGGUGGGUUGCUAUCCAGCGCCCUAAUCCGAAAAUUGACGUAACAGACAUUGUCUUGAAACCAGACUAUAGGGCCGGGCCUCGCAAACACAAUUCUUUUUGACUACUUGGUUGCCAGGAAACGUGUAUGGGUCUUUGGCAAGUAGGACUAAUAAAAGAACAGAAUUGUGUGUGUGUGUGUGUGUGUGUGUGUGUGUGGCAAUGUCUGGCCCUUCAGGGCAGUUUGUUAACCCUCUGUGGAUGUGUGUGUGUGUGUGUGUGUGUGCAGCAUACUGGGUUGUUGUUUUUUGUGUUCAAAGCUGCCAGUCUACAUGCAGGAUGCAAGACGCGAUGAAGGCCGCCGUUGAGGAGCUUUCAUAUAUUUGAGAAUGCACCGUGUCUUCCCGACCAACAUCAGAGACGACUCGCUGGCCUUCCAAACUUGUGCGACUACUUGGAGACGUCGGAUUUCUUGGCCCUAACGAGCGCCCCGUGAUUGGUCUUCAGUGCAGACGUCGCGCGUUGGUAUGCCGCCGACUGAUUGACGGCUCUGCAGCGUCGCCAUGGGAACCAGGAUGGAGGUGACACGGCUUGAGAGCAAGAUGAACACUAAAGACUACGAGAAGCUGCGUAGUCUUUUCCUGGACUCCUCGGGGGUGCCCGGCUCCUUGUCCAGAAGCGAAUUCAUCCACCUGGCCUCCACAUUGCUCUCCUGCGGCUCUGAAGAGGAGUACGGCUUCCUGUUUGACAGUGUGGUUGUCAGCCAGGCGCACCGUGGACUCCUCCUCGACAGCGAGGCUGUAAAGGAAGAAGGCCGCGUGGACUGGGGAGGACUGUGCUCUUUUCUUCAGCACCAGCUGUCUGAAAAACUCAAGCACAGCAUGAGGAGAAACGUGCCUCGCUGGAAGCCUCCUCGUUCUCUGACCUGCCCCCACCGAGACCCCGUGCAGAAGGUGUUGUACAUCAAGAGUUGGGGUCAGUACGUAACGGUGAGUCAAGGAGGAUCUGUGGGUCUUCGUGACGGCGCUGACAUGUCGCUACGGACCACCCAACGACUGCAAAACAGUACAGUCCGGCCCCAGGACCUGUGGGUGACAGAUGUGGUGCUGCUGCACAAUUUACACAAGAUUGCUGUAUCGUUCACAAGUAAGGAAGUGUGUUUUUAUGACAUGCUGUCUAAAAUGGACUUCAGCUGCACGUACAAACUCCAGGGGAUGAAGUUUACUCCAUGGUGUCUGGACUACUGGACUAAUACCUCCAACCCAGAUCAUGCUGUCCUCACUAUAGGUGACAUUGGUGGACAGGUCAGCGCUUUAUUUUUCACUUCAGCUCAGAUUUCUUUGUUUGAGCGACGAGGUCGAUGCACAGACUCCGAUUCUGUGGCCGUGGUUCAAUGGGACGAUGUGGUCAAAGGGAAACAUCGCUGCUGUUACGUCAUCAAGCAUCAGGGACAUGAGCCAGCCUGGGUGAGGAAAGUCCUUUACCUGGAUUCACUGGAGGCAUUGGUGUCAUGCAGCACCAGGCCACAAAGCAGCAUGGUGAUUGGCUGGAGGGAGAAGGAGCGCAGGCGUCUCCGAGUCUCUUCUUUCUGUACAAAGAGAGGCGUCUGGGACCUGGACUAUCACCGUGAGCUUAAGAUGAUUGCCACAGCAGGUGGAGACCACCAGGUCCUGCUAUGGAACGCUUACGAGACCUCCCAGCCGGUGUACACACUCACUGGCCACGUGGCCCCGGUUACAUCCGUCCGCUUCAUGCAGAAGAAACAACAACUCCUCAGCUUCUCAAGAGACAAGGUUCUGUGUUUAUGGGAUAUUUCCAGUCAGCUGUGUGUUCACAGUCUGGACGGCGUUUUCCCGGCGACGCAGGAGAGCGCACAAACAUCUCUGCUCCUGCUCGAAGGACGCCAGCACCUGCUGCUCACCUUCAAUAGCCUGCUCGUCUUGUUGGAGACCGUGAAUGAGGAGACCAGGACCAGCAGCCAUGAGCAUCCCGUCACCUGUGUGCUCUACAACAGCCUUUUCAGACAGGUAAUAAGCAGCGACGCCGGAUCCUCUGUGAUAUGCUGGCUGGCUGACACCGGCCAAAAGGUUAAACAAAUCCACCGUUGCCAUGGCAAUGCCGAGAUUUCCACCAUGGCUUUGGACGGCACGCAGACCAGGCUGUUCACGGCGGGCACUGAUGGAGAGGUUAAAGUAUGGGACUUCAGUGGCCGCUGCCUCCAUAGAAUGAAUGCUGGUCUGGGCAAGGCUGUGGUCAUCUCACACAUCCUGUUGCUGAGGAGGAGCAUCCUGGUGAUGGGCUGGGAGAGGACGUUGACAGUGUUUCGCCUUCAUUCUUUCUUCAAGUCAGAAGUUGCGCCAUCAGAGUGGAAGGGUGGCGUUCAUCAUCGCACGGCAGUGCUCUGUGCGGCAUUCAAUGCGCCGCAGACUCUGGUUACAGGAAGUUGCGAUGGAGAGAUUACAGUGUGGAACAACAACACCGAAAAAGCUUUAAGAACCCUGCGGCCGCCAGCUCGGCAUGAAGAAUUCAAAGGAAAGGAGCGUUCCCUCGACGCCGUCACCUGCUUGGCGUUUUUGCAAGAUCGUACGUCAGCACAAAUAGCAACUGGUAGUGCAGACUUGGUGUCAUGUGGCAGUUCUGGACUGGUCAGAUUCUGGAAUACAGUUAAUGGGCGUCUCCUGGCACAGUUCGAGGCUCACAACGGACAACUAGGCCCUAUUGUCAUGACUGUCAGUCCCUGUGGACAAUUUCUAGUCACAGCGGAUCGAGAGGGAACGAUCAGGACGUGGGACGUAAAGCGUUAUUCCCUGAAGUCCGACCAGGAAGUGACGAAGGAGCCUCCUGAAUUGCUGCAAAGUUUCCGUCCGCACCAGAAGGGCGUCACUCACCUGGAGACGGGUAUCCACGGCGACCAGCUCCUCCUUCUGUCAGCAUCUUCGGACUGCAGCGUGGCCCUCAGCUGUCUGCCAGGAGACACCAUCGGCUUGUUUGGACAGGAGGAGCAGUGGAGCAUGGAGAGACCUGAGCGCCUGUGCACCAACGGGAGGACACUCACAUGAAUAUCCCGGCAGGGCGGACGCGGUGCAAGCUUCUCCAUGAUGUGAUCCAUCUUGCGAUUCAGUUCAGAAAUCGCCACAGUCUGUGAUCCCACAGCCCGGCCCAAACCUUCCAUUGCGACGAACAGCCUUUGGGCUCCUUGAGUGGCUGCCAUCGUCUUACGAAUUUGACGAUACACCAGAGCAAUGCCCAGCCCAAUCAGCAGGUGCCCCGCAAUCACGGUUCCAAAUAGGUAGAUGUCUUCCACGUCCUCGAUGGAAAGGACUGAGAGGCACAUGAUUCUCCAUUUAUCCCAGGAAUCUCUCACGUACCCCGCAGCAAUGGUUCCAUCAGGGCAGCCAGGCUCCCCCGAACCUCUUUUCCUCGUCGAAAAGAUUUUGUCAAUUGCGUCGAGAGUCCAGCUGAUCAUUUCCAUGUCUGAUGUUUAGAUUUGGAAGACAGUGCAAAGAAAGAGGCUUCGAAAAAGUUCAGACAAGACAAAACAAAGAGAGCAAGCAGGGAGAAGAAGGGAGCGGAAAAAAAUGCGACCGCCCUCACCAGAGGCAAGACAGAAAAAAAAUAAAGAUACUGUAGGAGGAUACGGUAGCUAACCGCUAACAGCAAGCUAGCGCUCCUGAAUGUAAAUAAAUGCCAUGGGUGGAUCUACAAUCUACAUACACAGACGUCGACUGUCACAAUACCAAGUACAAGAGCUGUACACAGUCGAUACUACAAUGAUUCGGUCGAUAUUUUUUAGUAUGACAGAAUAUUUUGUCUUUUUUAUUGUUUAUAAACCAAUAAAAUAUGUUCCUGGACACAGGAAAACUUUAAUUAUGACCAACGUAUGAGCCCGUAACUACUUGGUAGUAUCACCCGAAACCUAUGCGAAGUAUCAAACAACAGAAGAAUAAGUGAUUAUCAAAUUCGAACAGAAGUGUAGAUAGAACAUGUUAAAAGAGAAAUUAAGCAGAUAUUAACAGUAAAUGAACAAGUAGAUUCAUAAUUAAUUUCCCACCGCUUCUUCAGCAAGUCUGACAUCGUAGUUUACUCAAAUGAACUACGUAUCUUACCACUAUUAUCCCUGCAGGACAAGAAAUAGCUAAACAUGCUUCACACUACUCACUGAAGGAAGAUACGGUAGCUAACCGCUAACAGCAAGCUAGCGCUCCUGAAUGUGAACAAAUGCCAUGGUUGGAUCUACAAUCUACAUACUGUCACGGCGCGGACUCGAACCCGCUUCCCUCCUGCCACUGAGUGUCACAGUUCCUCCUCUGGCUGCUCGCCCGGACAAGCCUGCAGACAAUCAGCAAUCUGCACACCUGGGACUGAUGAGGGCGAGCUGGAUAAAGGACCAGUGGACCCAAGGAUCCUUGCGGGAACUUAGUUCUCAACGGUGGACCUGCCCUCCCGAGUUUUGCCCUUGGUGAUUCUUCCGUUGUUUUACCCUGUGGACUUGGGACUGCCUUCCUCGAUCCUUGACCCUCGCCCGGACACGGACCUUGUCACUCCUCUCCUGCCCUGAAUCACCUGCCUGGCCCACGGACUGCCUCGUUCCUUCGCUCUCAACAUUUGGUAACACACACUUCAGCUAACUACACACAUAGCCCCAC
Messenger RNA from Entelurus aequoreus (snake pipefish), 5166 nucleotides. RefSeq names its product WD repeat-containing protein 49-like. The transcript is spliced from 19 exons. The record is from RefSeq and is a predicted model, not a curated record. Lineage: Eukaryota; Metazoa; Chordata; Actinopteri; Syngnathiformes; Syngnathidae. Gene Ontology annotation, molecular function: protein binding. The coding region runs from base 1084 to 3579 and encodes 831 amino acids.